CAUCAACUUUGAAAAACUUUUUGGCUUCUUUUCCUUUGGUUAAACAAAAAGACGUUCAGUCAUUAUAGAAUAUAGCACCCAGGAAAUGAGUUUAGCGUCACGAUGGGAUUCACGGCAUGAUUCGCUGAAUACUGGCCAUGAUGUUGACUUGACUGAUGCUAUAGCUUCGUCGAACACAAUUACAGCAUACACUGCCACAAACAACAGUCUGAUGGAGCGACCCGCUUUUCAAUCUCCGAGUGGAACUGAAUGCACUAAGAAAGAUAAAGGGAAAGGUACUACCAAUCUACCACAAGGGAACAGUGGAAGCAUAAUCACGGCAAAUAGUAUUGAUUCAGAAGAAAAGUUCAGGGAAAAGAUAGGCGAUUCCAUACUGCCAGUUUUCCCCAGCCUGAAGAGUAUGAAAAGCAAUCGAAAAAAACAGAUCAUUAAUGCAAGAACAAGAAAGGAGAAAAAAAUAAAGUCUUCUUUUAUGGGAGUCUAUGUGGGUCUAUUAACCGCUGUUGGGGGAUUUUUGUACGGAUAUGACACGGGCGUUACCAAUGGGCUACUUGAAAUGGAUUUUGUGAAACAAAACUUUAGUAAAAACGGGAUCAACUUCAAUUCAGGAGAGAAGGCGAUUCUCACUUCAAUCAUAUCUUUAGGCACCAUUUUAGGAUCACUAUUAUCUCCCUACAUAUCGGAUAACUAUGGCAGACGUUUCUGUCUGGUAUGGGCUUUGAUCACAUUUUUCUGCAUAGGUAUAAUACUACAGGUGAGUCAUGCCUCGUUUGCGCUUUUACUUUCCGGCAGAUUUAUCAACGGUAUUGCGGUAGGUAUAAUAUCAUCGGUUAUACCGCUAUUUCAGGCUGAGGUAUCUCCGAGAUGGAUCAGAGGUUCGAUUAUCUCGUUUUAUCAAUGGGCAAUUACUUGGGGUCUUUUAGUUUCAAGUGCAAUAUCACAAGGUACAAGACACAUAGACGAUGAUAGAUGUUACAGGAUUCCAAUUGGAUUGCAAUUUGUAUGGUGUGGAAUCUUAACUAUAGGAUUGAUUUCAUUACCGGAGUCACCUAGAUUUUACGUCAUGCAUGAUGACAUUGAUGGAGCCAUCAUAUCUUUGUCGAGGCUUAGACGUCUCAACAUAGAUGAUACAGAAUUGGUAGAAGAGUUGAUAGAAAUAAAAGCUUCGCAUGAUUACGAAACAAGUGAUGGCGCAACAAGUUACUUGGACUGUUUCCGAAGCUCACCGAGUAGGGUUCAUCAAGUUACUAGAAUGUUGACCGGAAUAUCUUUGCAGACAUUUCAACAAUGUUCCGGUAUCAACUUCAUUUUCUACUACGGUGUGAACUUUUUUGUUGCUACAGGUAUCCAGGAAUCAUACUUGAUGUCGUUUGUGACGUAUGCCGUGAAUGUUGCCUUUACUAUUCCGGGCAUACUUUUCGUUGAUAAGAUUGGCCGACGAAAGUUAUUGAUCUUCGGAGGUAUUGGCAUGAUUAUCUCCAACUAUAUUAUUGCCAUUGUUGGUUUAUUUGCAGAUACUGUCGUUAUGAACAAGGUAAUGCUCACAUUUGUUUGCACCUUUAUAGCUUGUUUUGCCUCUUCAUGGGGACCAGUUGUAUGGGUUGUGACAGGCGAGUUGUAUAGUCUAUCGAUUCGACAGAAAGCUGUUUCAUUAUCAGCUAGCACCAAUUGGAUUGUUAAUUUUGUGUUUGCAUAUUCAACACCAUAUUUGAUUGAUCCAGGUAAUCAUGUUGCUGCAUUGGGAACAAAGAUUUUUUUCAUGUGGGGCUCAUUCAAUGUUUUGGGUUUGAUAGUCACAAUUUUCUUUGUUUAUGAAACGAAGGGGUUAAUGUUAGAAGAAAUUGAUGAGCUCUACAGGACGUGUUCCUCAGCUUUAAAAUCUGGCAAAUAUAACAAAGAAAUCCAAUCAAUGAGUAAAAUGAACCAAGAAAAAUUUGAGUCGUCUGACCAGCAACGUCCUGAAACUGGUACAUUGGUAAAUGCCAGUGGUAAUGAUAUUGGAGACACUAACAAUUCCAUUGAAAUGGUACCAGCGGCUAUAACUAGAAUUAGAACAGAUAUAACAUACAGUGACGACUCUGAAGCCGGUCUCAGCCAAAACCGGUCAAAUGAUUCAAAUGGUUUGACACCAAUGGAAUAUUUGAGCAGGUGGGAACAACAAAAUCAACGUGCUAACAUUCUUUCUGAUAAUAUUAUAACCAGACAGGAUGUACUACCAUUGUCCGACAGUGAUGAUGAUAUCAGUAAUGGAAGCUCGCAAAGUUCUCAUGACAGAAACUUUCUUUUCGAUCACGGCUUAUAUGGAGACGACCCAAAUCGUGCUUUUAGACAGAUGGAAGCGGAGGGUGCAGAAGAUGGAGGAGCAGAGAUAGGAAGAGGGGCAGAUCACGAUGAAGAACAAUACAGACGGAAUCUAAGAGAAAUUGUUCAAGAAGUUAGUGAACAAACAGGUAUUAACAUCAAUCUACGCGGUGUAGAUGAAGAUGGAGAGAACACAGGUCAUACUACGGAUAUUGUGUGAAUUUUCUCUGUAGGUUGAAUCAGGUAUCAGCCAUCAAAUAUAAAAUAUAAAAUAGUUUGUAAAGUGUAUAAUAUAUAGUAUUAAUGAUAAUGAUUAUGAC
Messenger RNA from Pichia membranifaciens NRRL Y-2026, 2621 nucleotides. RefSeq lists its product as hypothetical. Gene Ontology annotation, molecular function: carbohydrate:proton symporter activity. The record is from RefSeq and is a predicted model, not a curated record. Gene Ontology annotation, cellular component: membrane. Gene Ontology annotation, biological process: transmembrane transport; carbohydrate transport. The coding region runs from base 86 to 2521 and encodes 811 amino acids. NCBI's taxonomy places the organism in Eukaryota, Fungi, Ascomycota, Pichiomycetes, Pichiales, Pichiaceae. The transcript has a single exon.